UUUUCAGUCGUCGCCCUUACAUUCAUCUCAUCUCUCUCUCUCUCUCUCUCCAUAAACUGAGAGUUAUAAGAAUCUGAAGCACAUCAACUAGAUCGAAGACGAAUCUCUCUCUCUCUCUCUCUCCGUGAAUGGGGCCAUUUUCGAGCCUUCAGGGUUAUAUUACCUUAAAGACAAAGAAACUUCGGCUUUUCCACGUCGCCGGAAUUGCCAUCCUCUGCUCUCUGUUCUACCUCAUCGGACUCUGGCACAGCGGCGGCGGCGGCGCCACCUCCAGAAUCACAUGCAUCCCAUCAACCGCCGCCACCCAAAUCCUCAAUCCUCUCGACUUCAUCGCCCGCCACUCCGCCGAGGACCUCUUGCACCAGCCCCCCACGGCCGAGCAUGCAAGGCACUUCCCGCCGUGCGGCCAGAACUCCACCGAGUACACGCCGUGCGAGGACCAGACGAGGUCGUUGAAAUUCGACAGGGACCGGCUGGUUUACCGAGAGCGCCACUGCCCGGAGCGGGAGGAGAGAUUGAGGUGCAGGAUCCCGGCGCCGUACGGAUACAGGAUGCCUGUCCGGUGGCCGGAGAGCCGGGACUCGGUGUGGUACGCAAACGUGCCGCACAAACACUUGACGGUGGAGAAGGCCGGCCAGAACUGGGUCCGGUUCGAGGGCGACCGGUUCAGCUUCCCCGGCGGCGGAACCCAGUUCCCGCGUGGCGCCGACGCCUACAUUGAUGAGAUCGACGAAUUGAUCAAUCUCCGAGAUGGAUCAAUUCGGACCGCCAUUGACACCGGUUGUGGGGUUGCUAGUUGGGGAGCUUAUCUUCUAUCUAGGAACAUCUUAGCCGUGUCAUUUGCGCCAAGAGACACACACAUAGCGCAGGUACAAUUUGCUCUUGAACGGGGAGUUCCAGCUCUGAUUGGAGUACUGGCUUCGAUUCGUUUACCUUACCCUGCGCGAGCUUUCGACAUGGCUCAUUGCUCUCGAUGCCUCAUUCCAUGGGGCCAAUAUGAUGGCAUUUACUUGAUCGAAGUUGAUCGAAUCCUACGCCCUGGUGGCUACUGGAUUCUGUCUGGUCCACCGAUAAAUUGGGAGAACCGGUGGCAAGGGUGGAACAGAACUGCAGAGGACCUCAAGUCCGAUCAGGACGUAAUCGAGGGUGUUGCCAAAUCCCUGUGCUGGAAGAAAUUGGUGCAGAGGGAUGGCAUAGCCAUUUGGCGGAAACCAACUAAUCACAUUCACUGUAAAAUCAACCGUAAGGUCUUCAAAAACCCGCGCUUCUGCCGAGGACAGGAUCCGGAUGAGGCAUGGUACACCAAGAUGGAAACUUGUUUAACUCCUCUGCCUGAAGUGUCAGAUAUCAAAGAAAUCGCCGGUGGGCAGCUGGCAAAGUGGCCGGAGAGAUUGACGGCGACCCCUCCAAGGAUUCUCAGCGGAAGCCUGGGAGAAAUCACGGCAGACGUCUUCAGAAACAACACAGAACUAUGGAAGAACAGGUUGGCGCAUUACAAGGCUUUUGACCAUCAGCUGGCAGAAAAAGGUCUAUACAGGAACUUGCUGGAUAUGAAUGCUUACUUGGGAGGCUUUGCGGCUGCACUGGUCGAUGAUCCUGUCUGGGUUAUGAACACUGUGCCCGUUGAGACAAAGCCCAAUACUAUUGGAGUCAUCUACGAGCGUGGAUUAAUUGGAACUUAUCAAAACUGGUGCGAGGCCAUGUCUACUUAUCCAAGAACAUACGAUUUCAUUCAUGCCAAUUCAAUCUUUAGUCUCUACAAGAACAAAUGUGAGAUGGAAGACAUUUUGCUAGAAAUGGACCGGAUACUGCGGCCGCAAGGCAGCGUAAUUAUCCGGGACGAUGUCGAUGUCAUAGAAAAUGUGAAGAGCAUUGCAGAUGGGCUGCAAUGGCAGAGCAGGAUGAUUGACAGUGAAGGAGGUCCCCUCCACAGGGAGAAGAUCCUGUUUGCAGUUAAGAUGUACUGGACUGCCCCAGCUGCUCAUGAACAAAGGCCACAAGGCUCCAAAUCGAAUUCAUAAAUUCAUAAUCAUGGUUUUGGUUCUUCUUUUUCUGGUUCAAAACUAGUCAAUUUUUUCUGUCUAUUUGGAUCUCACAGUUACAUUUCUUUGUGCUUAGAAAUGGAUGUUCCAUAUUUAUUCAUUCAUUGGAUGAUGUUUGAGCUGAAAUCUUGGGGUCGUAAUGUAAAGAAACUGGUUUGAAAAGUUUUAUGUAAUGCAAGUUACAAAUGUCGCUUUUUUUGCAA
Diospyros lotus (date-plum) is the source of this 2245-nucleotide messenger RNA. RefSeq names its product probable methyltransferase PMT15. The transcript is spliced from 6 exons. NCBI's taxonomy places the organism in Eukaryota, Viridiplantae, Streptophyta, Magnoliopsida, Ericales, Ebenaceae. Gene Ontology annotation, molecular function: methyltransferase activity. Bases 129 to 2021 code for a protein of 630 amino acids. The record is from RefSeq and is a predicted model, not a curated record. Gene Ontology annotation, cellular component: endosome; trans-Golgi network; cytoplasm.